This is a messenger RNA of Fibroporia radiculosa, 1239 nucleotides long. RefSeq lists its product as uncharacterized. The transcript is spliced from 4 exons. The record is from RefSeq and is a predicted model, not a curated record. Lineage: Eukaryota; Fungi; Basidiomycota; Agaricomycetes; Polyporales; Fibroporiaceae. The coding region runs from base 1 to 1239 and encodes 412 amino acids. Gene Ontology annotation, cellular component: intracellular anatomical structure. Gene Ontology annotation, molecular function: FMN binding; NADPH dehydrogenase activity; NADP binding.
AUGGCCGACGCGAACUACAUCAUCAACGCCCCCGCACCUAACGUACCUUUUUACACUCCCGCACAAGACCCGCCUUCUGGAACCGCCCUCAACCCUCAGCCAGGCGGAGCACCAAUACCAAAGCUCUUCCAGCCACUCAAGAUUCGCGGCGUAGAUUUCCAGAAUCGUAUUUUUCUAUCCCCCCUCUGUCAAUAUUCCGCUGACAACGGAAAACCUACGCCUUGGCAAUUCGCACAUUUGGGCGGUAUCUUCACUCGGGGACCAGGCUUGACCAUCGUCGAAGCCACUGCCGUCUUGCCUGAAGGUCGCAUCACUCCACAGGAUACCGGGAUAUGGUCUGACGAACACAUCGCACCGUGGAAAGAGAUCGUCGAUUUCGCCCACUCCCAGAAUCAGAAGAUCGCCAUUCAGCUCGCGCACGCAGGACGCAAGGCAUCCACUGUUGCACCGUGGCUGGACAUGGGCUUGAGUGCUCCCGAGGUCGACGGAGGCUGGCCAGACGACGUAUGGGGUCCCAGUGCUGUUCCGUACAACGAAAAAUUCCCGCAGCCGAAGGAGCUUACCAAGGCCGGCAUCAAACGUGUUGUUCAUGCAUUUGUUGAAGCUGCGAGGCGGUCGCUCAAAGCAGGCUUUGAUGUGAUCGAGAUUCAUUCCGCACAUGGAUAUCUUCUAAGCGAAUUUCUCGCUCCGUGUGCAAACAAACGCACUGAUGAGUAUGGAGGAAGCUUCGAGAAUCGUAUCCGGCUUUUGCUUGAGGUGGUUGACGCUGUGAGGGCUGUCAUUCCUUCGACGAUGCCCCUCUUUGUCCGCGUAUCCGCCACGGAUUGGCUCGACCAGGUCCUUCCGACAGAAUCAUGGCGAGUUGAGGACACUGUCAAGUUGGCAGGUAUCCUCGCUGACCAUGGCAUCGACCUCAUCGACGUUUCGAGUGGCGGAAUUCAUCCAGCCCAGAAGUUCGGCUCGGCUCCUCUCAUGCAAGUUCCAUUUUCUGAUGCUAUCAGGAAGGCCCACGGCCACAAAUUGCUUGUUGGUGCUGUUGGUUCCAUCAAUACUGGUCUCCUUGCUCAGAAAGUUCUGGACGAGGAGUCAGCAGACGUCAUUUUUGUCGGAAGACAGUUCCAGAAGAACCCCGCGACAGUGUGGGCCUUUGCGGAAGAUCUCAAUGUAUCCAUCCAUGUUGCACACCAAAUCGAAUGGGGUUUCGCCGGAAGAGGCGGUGUGGGCAGGAAAGGUGUAUAG